Molecule: messenger RNA, 4221 nt
Organism: Mus caroli (Ryukyu mouse)
Lineage: Eukaryota; Metazoa; Chordata; Mammalia; Rodentia; Muridae
Gene: Desi2
Product: desumoylating isopeptidase 2
Biological process (GO): protein deubiquitination
Molecular function (GO): deubiquitinase activity
Source: RefSeq, a predicted model, not a curated record
AGUCAGACUGCUUACACGCCCAAUAGGAAUCGCGGGUUCUCGCUCUACUUUCUGGGAACGGUAGUCUUUCUGCGACCUCGAGCCACCAGGGUGAAGAGGCAUCCAGCCUGUCGCCAUUUUAGGUCUCCAGCUGCAGAGCCUGAGAGCCUCAACGCGCAGGCGGGCUCAUCCCUGGAUCCAGCCGGGCCCCGCCUCCAGGGUGCCUAAAGCCCGCCCCUUGCCCAGGCUCCGCCUUCCCCCACGUGUCUGCGGCUGAGGGGAGGCGCCUGAGCUGGAGCUGCCUCUCCACCUGUCUGGCCCGGUCCUCGUACAGGUUUCUGGCUGCGUCUCCCGGGAGCGGUCCCGGCUGCCGGAUGCUUCCGCCCCGGCUGCGGUGGGCCGGGCUGGACGCUUAGUGCCCGGCUCGAGCCCUGCCUGAGGCGCCCGCGGGGGUGGCAGCGGCCUCCGCCCCGCGGAGACCGAGCGGCUGGAGGACGAGGCGGCGGCCGUGGGGAGAAGGAUGGGGGCUAACCAGUUAGUGGUGCUCAACGUCUACGACAUGUACUGGAUGAAUGAAUACACCUCAUCUAUUGGAAUUGGAGUUUUUCAUUCUGGAAUUGAAGUAUAUGGCAGAGAGUUUGCUUAUGGUGGCCAUCCUUAUCCUUUUUCUGGAAUAUUUGAAAUUUCCCCAGGAAAUGCUUCUGAGCUAGGAGAAACAUUUAAAUUUAAAGAAGCUGUUGUUUUAGGGAGUACGGACUUUCUAGAAGAUGAUAUAGAGAAAAUUGUAGAAGAGCUGGGGAAAGAGUAUAAGGGCAACGCCUACCAUCUGAUGCACAAAAACUGCAAUCACUUUUCUUCAGCUUUAUCAGAGAUUCUUUGUGGGAAAGAGAUUCCUCGCUGGAUCAACCGGCUGGCCUACUUCAGCUCCUGUAUACCCUUUCUACAGAGUUGCCUGCCAAAGGAGUGGCUCACUCCUGCUGCACUUCAGUCUAGUGUCAGCCAAGAACUCCAGGAUGAACUGGAAGAAGCAGAGGAUGCAGCCGCAUCCAGCGCCAUGGCAAGUGCUGCAGCUGGUGCCAGAACUGGGCGUCACACUAAACUAUAAAACCUCUGAAGUCACGCCUUCAGAACUGUCUCUGGCAGUUGAGUAUCACUAGAGAAAAAAAAAAAAAUAGAGUUAAAUGUCCUUUGGAUAUUUUGUAUGCAAAGAUGGCUCUCCCCCAAAUCCCAGUUUUCAGCUCAGGAUUAUAUUUGUAAUCAAAAACAAAAAACAAAAAAGAAGAAAAAUAGCUUGGCGCAGGAGGGAGAACUUUGUAUGAAGCUGCCCUCUUUUCUUUUCUUUUUAACCCACUUGUAAAUUUGGAUUCACUUCCUCUGUUUUAUACGAGCUCUGUUAAAUUACGUUUACAGUAUUUUGUACCACUGUUUACAAAUCUUGCAUGGACUUCUGCCACCAUGAAAGAAGAAUAUCCUCAUCUUCAAAAAUCAGGCAGAUGAUCUUUGUACACUUCCUGACAGUUGCCAGAGCUACAGCAUAGGUAGUAGGCACAGGAAAGGCUUCCACAGCCGCAGUCCUCAUCGCUGCUUACAAGCUGUCCCGCAGAUCUGUAUUUGUUUUGUUACCAAUGUUGGCACCCAGAUACAGGAAUCCAAACUGGCCUGACAUGAAGGAGCACACACACAGCCAGAGGGCUUGGGUCCUGGUCAGUUCCUCUCCACACCCUUCUUCCCAUUCUGAGUAGCACAUUUCCCAAGGUGCCCGUGGAGCAGCUGGUCUCACCCCAGAUAUGCCCACCUCAGCAGGGUGGUACUCUUGUAUCUGCCUGGCUCGAUGCCUCUGAUUCUUUAAUGAAGAUGUUUUCAUGGAAGAUACUCUUAUAACUGAUGAGUGUUUUUGCACAUGUGUUAGGAGAGGGGCUUCAUUUUUAUUUUAAUACAUUCUAACUCCUCCCUGUACAGGAUAUUUUGGUGGGGUGGAAGUAUCCUAACCUAGCUUCCUGAGCAGCAGUACAAGCUGACACUAAACUGCUUUUUAACUAGUCAGGCUACCUUUUAUACUGGACAUUGAAACCUAGAAUCUAAAACACACCCCAAAGGUAAUUCUUUAAUAGUUUGUGUACACCGUAUCAGAAAUGGCUUAUUGGAGUUUCUUAGUUCAUGAUGGGAGUAGUCGCACCUCAUAAUAGAGAUUCUAUUUUCAUUGAUAUCUUGUUGAAAAAUCAUACUUUUGUGUGUCCUAAAUUCAUUUUUUUAUGUUCUCAAAUGUAUCUCUCUUACAUAACAUACUCUUGGGAAUGAGGUUGUGCUACAGAUAAGUCUUUAGUAAGGAAGUCAUCUGUUAGAGUCCAACCCCAGGUGACCCUUGGAUGUAGAACCAAUCAUUACAUGUCACAAUCAAUGUUCUGCCUUAAGAGUGAGUGUCCUGUGUAAGUAGUGGAUACAACAUAGGAACAUCCAAGGUACUGACUGCAGCUUUAGAUACGGGAUUAGUGUGAGAGUCACAUUCUCUGUGUGAGGAUACAUGUCUUUGAGUAAAUUUCAUCUUUAAUUUUUCCAUGAGCUGAUUUUGAUUGAUACUUUUUAACGUAAGCACACCCUCUUUAUAGGGAAAGUAAAGCUUGAGUUAUUGAACACUGGCCUGAGGAAAAUGAAGUCACUUUGUCCCGUUUGACUGUUCUGUUUCCAGAGAAGAAAGCUGCUGCAAGUUACUGUGCCCCGUGCCGGGUGAGGAGAGCAUUUGUUUCAGGAACCGUGCAGCAAGACAAGAGUAUGUGGUCUUUAUGAAGAGUUGACUUAGUUCAGGUCUGAAAAUGAGACUUAGGACAAAACACUAAUGCUCCCCAAGAGGUGUCACCACAAGAGCCCAAGCCCUCAGCCCAGCUUGGUAAGAAAGAGAUGCUUGGUACAGUUGACUUGGGUUUUUGUUGUUGUUGUUGUUUUAUUAAUAGUGUGGAUCAUGGUGUUUUCUAAUCCAUUGAGAUAUAAAUGUUUUGACCCAAGGGAGUGGCCCCUCAGACACUUCUGGGUAAAUAGCCAGGUACAUCUCUGUGCUUACCCACAUUUCAGCAGCUCAGCACACAAGUGACUUGCUGUUCUCACGCCUGACUGGGAUAGUUGACGUUUGAAGAAAUGUAAAAGUCUUGUAGGAAAUAAACAGCUCAUGUGCAGGUCACCUGAGAGUCAGGACACAGAUUCCUUGCACUUAGUGUACCUGAGGUUGAAAGGAAGAAAAUCUCUUUAGUGAGACCGAGCUUCUCCACAGUGCAGAUUAAGAAUGGAUUCAUUAGCUUUGCUUUUCUUGCCCUCAGAAGAUAACAGUGAGUUCUCAACAUGAACUCAUAAGAAAAACAAGUCAGAACUCCAGUCAUGAAUUUCCAUGAGUUUACAUAUUUUGUAGUUGUAACCAAGUGAAACUGUUUCUUCUGGUAGGUGUUUGAACCAUAAUAGCAGUAAUAGAUUAGAUAGUUGGUUUCUGGUGCUUGUUUUAAAUACGCUUGGGCUUUUUAAAUCCUUAUUGGUGGCAUUGGCUUUAGAAGUGUGACUUGUGGGGCUGUAGAAAGUGGUGAUUGUCCUAGAGCACCUCCAGGCCUGAACUCCGGCCAACUAUUGCUCUGCUUCACAGCAAUAGCAUACCUACCAUCACCAGCAUCUUACAGAGCAGGGAAUUCCAGGGUUAGUCCAUUGAUAGCCGUGUGUGUGUGUGUGUGUGUGUGUGUGUGUGUGUGUGUGUGUGUGUGUGUGUAGAUUAAGCACUGCAGACAGCUGCAGGACUCUGUUUCCAUGGCUUCUUCCAUCAUAAGUGAGAUAGAACCAUGUUCACUGCUUCACAGCUCUAACCCAUGUGUUGUCUUAUAGCUCCAUUAUAUAUUUACUGUAGCUUUGAUGUAUGCUAUGUUUUCUUUUUAAAUGACUAAUGUUAAAAGUUAGUUUUUCAGCAGUUAGCCAUCCUUUCAUUACAUCUUAUUCUUGCCAGUAUGGUUUGAGAGUGUAGCUUGAUUGUUAGACUUUCAUUGUCUGCUCAGUCUGUUCACACACAUCUCCACUGUCAACAAGUGGGACAGCUGUCAACGAAUCUUCAUGGAUCUGAAGAGAAUUUCUGUGAAGUUGAAUGCAAGUGUACUGUCAUUCACAGUGUUUAUAAAACACCAGGAACCUUCACUUUUGCUACCUUGAUAUAGCAUUGGACUAUCAUGUUACAACAUUGAAAUACAUCAAUUUAUUAAAAACUACUUUUAUAAGAAA